AUGGCGGCCCUCAAAAGAGGCUGCAUGAAGAUUGUAGGGGAGAUGGUGCGGGCCUGGCCCUUCCCCUGCCUCCAUUUGGGAUCGUUCAUAACGGAGCAGUGGAAACCCUUGUUGGAAGCUGUGCUAGAUGGGCUGGAACGUGUUCCCACCAACACUGUGUUCCCCGGGAGAUCAAAGUUGAAGGUGUUGGAUUUGACCCGCGACCGUGAGUCUUCUCCUUUGGAGAUGUUUCCUGCACCCCCAGUCAUCACUCACAUGAUGGCAAACCCACAGUGCACCCCCAGUUGUGGAGGACACACCCACCGUGAUGGAGAACCCCUGGAGAUCCAUGCAGACCUUCGCUUUUGCAGGUUCAACGGUUUGUACCACCCGUCUCCAUUCACCUCUUACAUAGUUCAGAGAGUCAACCACAGUCACGGCUGUCUGCGCCUGUGUUGUCGGGCCCUGGUCAUCAAGGACGCAGCGUACCAUGACCACCUACAGAGGCACAGACUGCCAGACAUGCGGGACAGGUGUUUGACCACAUGUGAACCGCAACUGAGCCAGGUCUUCAGCCCAGAAGACCAGAGAAGAUUCCUGAACAACCGUGACUUUUGUGUGGAUUUCUACGGUUGCCUGUCCCUGCUGCGUUCCUUGGGGCACCUCAAGGAGCUUCACCUGAUGUUCAGCUGUUGCUCAGAGAAGCUGCGUCUCCUGCUCAGUUACCUGCGGGAACCGCUGCAGAGCCUGGUCAUCAGUAAAUGCAGACUUACUAUGAUAGAAAUGCCCUACCUCUCCGCCAGCAUCCACGCCACCUGCCUGAAGGAGCUGGAAUUAUCUAACGCUGACUUGUCUCAGGUAGUUCCCGGUCCCCUGGCGGUUCUGCUCCAAGAGGUCUCCAGCACCCUGCAGCACCUGAGCUUGAGAAACUGCAAGUUGAAGGAAUCCCACCUCACAGCCCUCCUGCCCACCCUGUGCAGCUGUGCCCACCUCCGCUCCCUGGUCCUGGGUGGCAACGUCAUCUCCACACCAGGCCUCGUGAACAUGCUUCAGCACCUAGCAGAGCUGAAGGGGCUGAAGCGGCUGCAGUACCCCGUCCCGGCUGACUGUGAGGGGACGCUCAACAGAGGCAAACUGGCCCAGGUGCAUGACACCUUGCAGCAGCUACUGCAGACUCUUCGGCGGGGAGACAUGGAGUUGACUAAUUCUACCUUUGUUGCUUCAUUUAUGAAAAGGCACCGCAGACCUGAUGGAGAGGCCAGGAUGGAGCCGUGGCAGUGGGUUUACUGA
Loxodonta africana (African savanna elephant) is the source of this 1269-nucleotide messenger RNA. Its product is annotated as melanoma antigen preferentially expressed in tumors-like. Gene Ontology annotation, cellular component: cytoplasm. The coding region runs from base 1 to 1269 and encodes 422 amino acids. The record is from RefSeq and is a predicted model, not a curated record. The transcript has a single exon. Lineage: Eukaryota; Metazoa; Chordata; Mammalia; Proboscidea; Elephantidae.